GGACGCAUAGAGAGAGAGGGGCUGCUGGGCAGAUCGCUGCCGGCUGAGCGAGCUAGCGAGCGCGGGGUCGCCGUGUAGGGGGCGUUCCCAGCCGGGACGCAGGUCGCAGCGUUGCCCUUGGCGAGAAUCCGGAUCUCAGGCUGUCUGUGUGGACCCCAGAGCGGCCCUCACCACCAUGACGGGGCUGCUGAAGAGGAAGUUUGACCAGCUGGAUGAGGACUCGUCUUCACUCUGCUCGUCCUCCUCUUUGUCUUCCUCGGGCCGCUGCUCUCCUGCCUGCUCCCCAAGCUCUUCAGUCUCGCCGGCCUGGGACUCGGACGAGGAGAGCCCCUGGGAUCAGAUGCCCUUGCCUGACCGUGACUUCUGUUGCCCCCGAAGUUUCACCCCCCUGUCCAUCCUGAAGCGGGCCCCCCGGAAGCGCCCAGGUCGUGUGGCCUUUGAUGGCAUCACCGUCUUCUACUUCCCUCGGUGCCAGGGCUUCACCAGUGUGCCCAGCCGUGGUGGCUGCACUCUGGGUAUGGCCCCCCGCCACAGUGCCUGCCGCCGCUUCUCCCUGGCCGAGUUUACGCAGGAGCAAGCCCGGGCACGGCAUGAGAAGCUGCGCCUACGCUUGAAGGAAGAGAAGCUGGAGGCACUGCAACGGAAGGUUUCAGAGGCUGGGGUACCCAAGACGGAGGCUGGCCUGUCGCUUACAGUGGACUCCAUAGAUGAUGCUUCUGUGGAGGAGGACUUGGCAGUGGCCCUGGCAGGCGGCCGGUUGGAGGAAAUGACCUUCCUCCAGCCCUAUCCAGCCCGGCAGCGGCGGGCUCUGCUGCGGGCUGCGGGCGUGCGGAGGAUCGAUCGUGAGGAGAAGCGAGAGCUGCAGGCUCUCCGCCAGUCCCGGGAGGACUGUGGCUGUCGCUGUGACAGGGUCUGUGAACCUGAGACCUGCAGCUGUAUCCUCGCAGGCAUCAAGUGCCAGAUGGACCACACAGCAUUCCCCUGUGGCUGCUGCAGGGAGGGCUGUGAGAACCCCAAGGGCCGUGUGGAAUUUAAUCAGGCGCGAGUUCAGACCCACUUCAUUCACACACUCACUCGCCUACAGCUGGAGCAGGGGGCGGAGAGCCUUAGGGAGCUGGAGGCCCCUGCCCAGGGCAGCAUACCCAGCCCCAGUGAUCAGGUCCUGGCCCCCUCAUUCCCACUGGCUAAGCCCCCCAUGAGCAGCAAGCUGGGAGACAAUAGCUGCAGCAGUGACAUGACCGAUUCGUCCACAACAUCGGGCACCAGCGAGGCCCCUGAUGGCCCUGCCCACCUGGCCCUGCCUGGCCCCGGCCUCCAGCCCAACAUGGAUGAUGACAGCCUGGCCCGCAUCCUGAGCUUCAGUGACUCCGACCUGGGUGGAGAGGAGGAGGAGGAGGAGGAAGUGGGGGUGGGCAGCCUGGACAACCUCAGCUGCUUCCACCCAGCUGACAUCUUUGGUACCGGUGACCCUGCUGGCCUGGCCAGCUGGACCCACAGCUAUUCCAGCUCCAGCCUUGCAUCGGGCAUCCUGGAUGAAAACGCCAACCUGGAUGCCAGCUGCUUCCUCAACAGUGGCCUUGACGGGUCAGGGGAGGGCAGCCUCCCUGGCCCCCUGGUGCCAGGCAGUAUGGACGCCGGCCAGAGCAGCUCAGUGGACCUCAGCUUGUCUUCCUGCGACUCCUUUGAGCUGCUCCAGGCCCUGCCCGACUACAGCCUGGGGCCGCACUACACCUCCCGAAAGGUGUCUGACAGCCUGGACAACCUGGAGGCGCCCCACUUUGCCUUGCCUGCCUUUUCUCCCCCUGGGGACGCCAGCACUUGCUUCCUGGAGUCCAUCAUGGGCUUUUCCGAGCCAGCUGCAGAAGCCCUGCCUCCCUUUGUGGACAGCCAGUUGUUCGAGGACACUGCCCCGGCGUCGCUGGUGGAGCCUGUGCCUGUGUGAGGGUUAGGAUGCCUUUUCCGAGCCCCAAGAGCCCUGUUGCUGCUUCGUUGUCAUUUGGGGGCUCCCUGAGGUCUGUCUGUAACGGUCUCCCGUCAGCUGGCUCCCAUGCGGGCACUCCUAAUUUUUGUGCAACACUCUGGAUUGAUUUAUUUAUUUUUGUAACUUUCUAUACUAAAAGGGGGCUGUGGAGGGGUCUUUCUCUUCCAGCCACCCAGAAAACCCCACCCCAUCCCCUCCUGGCCUCAUGCCCACCCCAUCUCUUCCACUUCCCGUCUCUUGCACUUCAGUGGCACAUGCUAGAAGCAGGAAGGAAUGUGGCUCCCCUGGAGCUUUGCAGACUCCUUUUUGGUCUUGUAUGAUGUUCCUUAGCCCAAAGACAGCCACCCAGGGCUGAAAUCAGCCACUUCUUAUGGCUUCUUCUGCCACCCUGAGCCCUAGACCCAUGGGUGGCUAAAUCCUCUGGACUGUGAAGACUAUAAUUUAUUGCUAUAAUUUAUUUGAGACUAGGUGGCUGGUGGGCAGUGCUGGGGUCAGGGUAGGGCAGAGACCCCUGUGAGUCCCUGGCGUCCCUUCGCCAGGGCUUUGGUUAGACAACCCUCUGUCUAAUGUGGCAGCUGCCUGGCUCCGGAUGGCCGAGCAAGCAGGGGCUGGCCCGGGACAGCAUCUGGGCAGGAGGAGGGGCAGGGCUGACCAACCGUGACCAAAAUCCUCUUCUGCCCCACGCAGCCCCUUUCUUUCCUGUCUUCUGCUCCCUUCUGCUCCCCUCCCCAAAGGCCGCAGCCUUUAUUCUGAGCCCAUCAACGUAGGAGAGGAAAGCAAGAGGCCCAGAGAGGGCAGGGGCCGCCUUGGGGCCCACAACCCCGACCACUCUCAGGGCUUUAUGGGCACUGCAGUCCAGCCUGGUCCACCUGCCUGCACCUUAAGGCCAGUAGGCCAGGGGUGAGAGGUGGCUCCUUAUGGCUUUCAUGCCCUUUGUUUGCUGAUGUUAAAUUUUGCAUCAUAAUUUCUAUAUUGUCCCUGAGUAUUAGAGCUAUAAUUUAUUCAUUUUUCUCUGUCUCUGUGCCAAGAAGCCCAGGCUAUGGGCCUGCCCUCUUGCCUGGGAGGCCUUGCCAGCCUGUGAGCUUGUGGGAACACCUUGUACCUGAGCUUACAGGUAUGAAUAAAGAGGCUCUAUUUUUAA
Phacochoerus africanus (Common warthog) is the source of this 3122-nucleotide messenger RNA. It is a transcript of the gene CSRNP1, whose product is annotated as cysteine and serine rich nuclear protein 1. Gene Ontology annotation, molecular function: sequence-specific DNA binding; DNA-binding transcription factor activity, RNA polymerase II-specific. Bases 176 to 1942 code for a protein of 588 amino acids. Gene Ontology annotation, cellular component: nucleus. Lineage: Eukaryota; Metazoa; Chordata; Mammalia; Artiodactyla; Suidae. The record is from RefSeq and is a predicted model, not a curated record. The transcript has 5 exons. Gene Ontology annotation, biological process: regulation of transcription by RNA polymerase II.